Molecule: messenger RNA, 2673 nt
Organism: Mercurialis annua (annual mercury)
Lineage: Eukaryota; Viridiplantae; Streptophyta; Magnoliopsida; Malpighiales; Euphorbiaceae
Product: subtilisin-like protease SBT5.6
Exons: 10
Coding region: 125-2458 (777 amino acids)
Biological process (GO): proteolysis
Molecular function (GO): serine-type endopeptidase activity
Source: RefSeq, a predicted model, not a curated record
AUUCAAAAUACGACAUUUCUGAUUAAGACUUCAUAGUAAAUUAAAACUCUUAUAUAUAUAAAUAUUUCCAUUAAUAAGAAACAGUGCAAAACUCCAUAAACAUCUUCAAACCCAACAAAAAAAAAUGAAGAAAAUUUCAAUUUCAAUUUUCUUUCUCCUUCUCCUUCCUCUUUUAGCUUCAUGCGUAGAAAAAAAGGUAUACAUUGUUUAUUUUGGAGAGCAUAGCGGAGAUAAAGCUUUGCAUGAGAUAGAAGAAUCCCACGUUUCUUAUUUAACGUCCGUUAAAGAAACGGCGCAAGAUGCUAGAGAUUCUCUUCUUUAUAGCUACAAGAAUAGCAUCAAUGGAUUUGCAGCAUUGUUAACUGCUGAACAAGCUGCAAAAUUGUCGCAAUUGAAUGAGGUGAAAUCAAUAAUUGAGAGCAAUCCAAGAAAAUAUUCAGCUCAGACGACAAGAUCAUGGGAGUUUGUAGGGUUAGAAGAAGGAGAAGUAAUUCAUAAAAACAGUCAAUUUGAGUUUGAAAGAGAAUUACCUCUUCGAGCUGGUUAUGGAAAAAAAGUUAUUGUCGGAAUCUUGGAUAAUGGUGUGUGGCCAGAAUCAGAGAGUUUUAGUGAUGAAGGAAUGGGACCUAUUCCAAAAUCAUGGAGAGGAAUGUGCCAAUCUGGCCCUGGUUUCAACAUUUCUCAUUGUAACAAGAAAAUUAUUGGAGCCAGAUAUUACAUCAAGGCAUUCGAACAAGACAAUGGUCCACUAAACAUGACAGAAGAUUCCAGGUCACCACGUGACAUGGACGGCCACGGAACACACACAGCCUCAACGGUAGCCGGAAACCGUGUCCCUGGCGCGGCAGCUUACGGUGGCUUUGCAAAAGGAACCGCCUCAGGUGGAGCUCCAUUAGCCCAUCUAGCCAUAUACAAGGCAUGCUGGGCAAUUCCCAACAAAGAAAAGGCCGACGGUAACACGUGUUACGAGGCGGAUAUGCUCGCCGCCAUAGACGAUGCCAUAGCGGACGGAGUCCACGUGUUGAGCAUAUCGAUUGGGACUAAUCAGCCGAUGAGUUAUGAUCAAGAUGGGCUUGCUAUUGGUGCGUUUCAUGCGGCUAAGAAAAAUAUUGUGGUGGCUUGUGCGGCUGGUAAUUCUGGUCCUAGACCGAGUACUUUGUCGAACCCGGCUCCUUGGAUUAUAACCGUUGGGGCUAGUACUGUGGACCGGGCUUUUCUUGAUCCUAUCAAGCUUGGAAAUGGCAAGACUAUUAUGGGACAAACUGUGACUCCAGAUAGGCUAGACAAAAUGUACCCAUUAGUGUAUGCAGCUGACGUGGCUGCCCCUGGUGUCGCCCAAAACGUAACCAACCAAUGCCUUCCGUUCUCACUGGUGCCGGAGAAAGUGAAGGGGAAGAUAGUGUUUUGCAUGAGAGGAGCCGGAACGAGAGUCGGAAAAGGCAUGGAAGUGCAGAGAGCCGGCGGUGUUGGUUUCAUCUUAGGAAAUAAUCCGGCCAACGGGAUCGACGUUUCUUUAGAUGCUCAUGUUCUUCCCGGAACUGCCGUCACCUCCGAUCAAGCUAUUCAGAUUCUUAAUUACAUAAAAUCAACCAAAAAUGCAACUGCUACACUUGGAACUGCAAACACUGUUUUGCAUGUCACUCCAGCACCUUCGGUCGCAGCUUUCUCUAGUAGAGGUCCAAAUGUUAUUGACCCUAACAUUCUCAAGCCUGAUAUAUCAGCACCAGGUGUAAAUAUAUUGGCAGCAUGGAGUGAAGGAUCAUCUCCUACAAAAUUAUCAACUGAUAAGCGAAGAGUUAAGUUUAAUCUUGAUUCAGGAACUUCUAUGGCUUGUCCUCAUGUUGCUGCUGCUGCUGCACUUCUUAAAGCCAUUCAUCCUACUUGGAGCGGUGCUGCCAUAAGAUCUGCCCUCAUGACCACAGCUUGGAUGAAAAAUAACAAAGGCGAACCGAUAAGCGAUCCAUUAGGCGUACCUUCAACUCCGUUCCAGUUCGGAUCCGGUCAAUUCCGGCCAGCAAAGGCAGCAGACCCCGGUCUAGUAUACGAUGCAUCAUACGUGGACUAUGUUCACUACCUUUGCAACUUUGGAUUAAAAGAUUCCGACCCAAAAUACAAAUGUCCAAACAAAACAUCUCCAACAUACAAUCUCAAUUACCCAUCAAUUUCAGUUUCUAAGCUCAAUGGUACCGUGACCAUCAAGCGAAGUGUGACCAAUGUCGGUCCUAAAAAGAGCGUAUACUUCUUCACGGCCAAACCACCGAUGGGAUUUUCCGUCAAAGCUCGACCGAGCGUCUUAAACUUCGAUCGUGUUUAUCAGAAAAAGAGCUUUACGAUAACGAUUAGUUUAAAUCCCGAUAUGGCAAAUAAGUAUCAAAAAGAUGAGUAUGUGUUUGGUUGGUAUACAUGGACCGACAGCUCCCAUUAUGUAAGAAGCCCUAUUGCAGUGUCUUUAGCUUAGGAACAUAUUUAUAGGAAAUUUGAUUGAUAGUCAAAUGAUCUUUAGAUUUGAUCAUUAAUAUUUGAAGAAUUAUAUGGUGAAUAAUUCUACUUUUUUAUUUUUAGUUGUAUAAAAUAAAGCACAAUUUGGUCUUUUGUUUACAAUUUAGCAUCUAUCUAUAUGUAUACAUUUUGCAAUAAUUUUAAAUAAACAAUAGCAAUGCCUUUUUUUUAUUU